This is a messenger RNA of Symbiodinium natans, 1449 nucleotides long. The record is from the annotation of a GenBank genome assembly. Lineage: Eukaryota; Dinophyceae; Suessiales; Symbiodiniaceae.
AUGGGCUGUGGAGCUUCCUUGGCGCCGAUUGAGGUGCACGCGGCACCGCCCAAGGCGGAGGCUGCAGGGGGCACGAAGGAAGAGAAUCAUCAUCAAGCCGUAGGCGAUCCUUCGUCGGUGAAGGCCGACGGGAUCGGAAAGGAGGAGGAGCCUUCCUCUCCUCCCGGGACGAUCGGCGAAGACGACAAGCAGCCGAGUCUUCCUCGGAACUUGGACGAAGUUGAUGCAGAGUUUAUCGCAUCUGCACUGCGAAGCAAGGGCUACAUUAGUGUGGACACCCGGAUUGCUUCACUCGAGAAGAUUAUCUAUGGCAAGGAGAAGGGCUACUUAGGCGACAAAUGCUUGCUCAAGAACAUCACGUACGCGCCUUCAGCUCCCGAUGCUCCUGGCUCGAUCUUUGUGAAGCUGUUCCCAGCCGACUUAGUCAUUCCGGUUGGCCAAUGCACAAAACUGUGGCACAUGGAAGUGAACUUUGUCACGCGCAUGCUCCAAGAUUUGCCUGACUCGAAGGACUUCAGAGUACCGCAGUUCUACUUCACACACUACGUCGCGGAGGACGGCGAGGCGCCGCUCUUCGUGAUUCUCAUGGAGCCCAUCACUGCAAAGCCGUACGACAUCCUCCGACCCAUGUCGGUAGAGCACGCGCUCCGUGCAGCGAAAGAUCUCGCUAUUUUACAUGCGCCGUACUGGGGCUGGACUCACGCGCGCUACCGGGACGAGACCGACGAAAGUGGCCUGAAGAAGUUCGAAGGCUGUGGGCAUAUCGAGGACCCGGGGAAGAAGCAAACCCUCCAGGGCGUGUUCAGCAUGGGCACGAAUCUCGGUUUAAAGGUGUUCGGCGCCGACGGGCCGCUUUCGGCUGCAGAGCUCCAGGACUUCGACGGUUAUGUCGAGUUCUGGCGCUUUUUUGAAGCAGAUGUCUGGCCGCUGCUGCAGACACGCUGGGCAGCGGUCUUUGAUCGGUGGACAAGCCUGCCGGCGGCAUUGGUUCACGGCGAUUUGCACAUCGAGAACAUGUUCUGCUUGGAGGACGGGACCAACGUGUACUUGGACUUCCAGUCGGUGAACCUCAGCCCCGGGGUGCGGGAUCUCGCCUGGCUCGUCGCGAGCUCCCUCGAUUCCGAAGACCGACGCCAGCACGAGCGCGCGAUCGUGCAAGCCUACCAGGAGGCCCUCGCUUCGCGUGGCGUGGAUUACGCCCUCGCACAGUGCUGGGAGGAUUUCGUUUUCAUGAAGAUCCACGGCCUCUACGCGGCCAUGCUCGGCGCCGGGAUCUUCGCAGAGAAGAGCUUCAGGGAGAAGGCCGGCAUGUUCGCGGUCGAGCCCUCCGAAGAUGCCAUCUCGGAGCGGAGGAGGAAUUGCGCUCUUUUCUCACGCAUUGUUGAUGACCUGCGCCACAGCAAUUGGCCCGUUGUGCUGCAGGACCUUCCAGAGGAUCCGGCGCCGUGA